This is a messenger RNA of Amoebophrya sp. A120, 8800 nucleotides long. The record is from the annotation of a GenBank genome assembly. Lineage: Eukaryota; Dinophyceae; Syndiniales; Amoebophryaceae.
ACAUGAUAGAGCAAUGCUCUCGCCCUGGUACCUGUAGUUGCCUCACUUCUUUGUAUUGGCACUAACAAACAGAAACAGAGGGAGACGGGUACUAAGAUGGGGUGCUGUGUCACGAAGCCCACUUCUGCUGCCAAAAAUGGCACAAAAGCGGCAGGCACAUCCGCGGUUGCUGAGGAUGCGAAAUUGGCUGAAGUCAGCGAAGACACCGCGCGCGCACCCGACGUCGACCGCAAGCGAGAGGAGGCCGAGGAGGUAAGAGCAAAACAGCGCGAAGAGAGCAGGUCGCCCAAGAAACCAGAGAAAGCUAAACAUGAUAGUCGAGGACACACAGGACACAAAGAGACGAGACAGGAACAACACCAGAAAGAGAAAGAGACGAAGAUAUUAGAGCAGCAGCAUGAAAGCACCGGGCACAAACACAAAGCUUCCUCGUCAUCGUCGUCACACGCGAAAGGUGGACGAGACGAGAGCGAGCUGGAGGACGAGGGCUACCCCUCGGAGCAUGAUGGCCACAAAAAAAAGGCGCGGAAAAAGCAAAAAGAUACAGCACGGCGAAAAGACGAAGAAGUGACCGAGACUACGAUAGAGGAGCCAACAUCUCUUCGCAACCCCAAAAUCGACGUCGCUGCUGCACCAGAUAAAAAAAGCUCGAGCGCAAGCAAAGGGAAGGAUCCAGAGCUUUCUUCUAGUGGUGCGAAUAAAGAAAGAGACGAUGAGGGAAUAUUCACGGGAGAGCAAGCGGCCGUAGUUGAGCCACAUCAACCAGGUGGUCGAGAGUCGAAGUCGUCCUACGAAGGAGAUUUGCACUACGAUCACGAAGAGUUGCUGCACGAGAGUGAACUGGACAAGAGUACCAAAAACAAUGCAGUUGUCCACGUUGAUGAGGUUGUGUUGGACCAUGUUGACUACGAAGAGCAUCCUGCUGCGCAACCCGACCACUACGACGAAGACCUCCAGCAUUCAUUUCUUGCGAAAGUGCAGGUUGCCGAGGACCCGCCGACUUCCGACGAGAACGACUUUCUGGCACUCCGCUACAUUCCGAAGAACAUCCUCCAGAUUUAUGACAAGGAGAUUUGUGGAAGCCUGCUGGAAAUGUUUCACGAGAUCGUGGCCUCAAACACGUCGGAUCAUCAUGAUGAAGGUGUCCAGCAUGCGGGUCGAAGCAAAACGUCGGUACCUUCGAAGAAGAUGAGCAUGUUUCUAGAAACACCCGCCAAGCUUUGUGACUUUCUGUCCGAGAUUGACUACGGCAUUUACCUGAACGAGGAGGGCGACGACGAGGAGAACAGCGGUCCUCAGCAGGAAGUGACAAUCACGGAAGGUCUCUGUGCAGAGUACAUGUCGGCCGACGUAGAUCACCCGUACGAUCAAGCGGUAGCGGCAUAUUCGCUUCCCCCAGAUGAACCAGAAGACGCGACAGUAGUGGGGACGAGGUCUUCUGAAGUAGAAACGGUGAACAAGAAAAAUCAGCAUGCGCCGGUGGUAGAAGUAGUCCCCAGCAUACUUCCCGAUGAUCUGGUGCCUGCCGUUCAUGUUCCCGUGCCAUUGCCAAAGCCGAAAUCUUCUGAAAGCUCGGCGACUUCGAGUCAAGAAGACGGCGCGGCUGCUAGUACUUCCCGGAAAAACAAGCCACAGAUUCCCGCCAUUUUCUACUCGGACGCAACAAAUACCGGAAGCGGAACCGUUUUGGGUAGAAGUAACAAGGUGAAGGCACAACAACAUCGCAGAAUACACUUUUUCGAGGCACUGUCGCUUGUGUGCAGAAUCCAAGAGCUGGGACGCUUCCCGGAACACGCACAAGAAGCGAAGGAGUUUUUGGUCAAUCCAAAAUACAUAGACGCCAUCACCAACGCGUCGGACGGAACGAUGCAGAAAAGUUUGCUCUUCAAGUCGAAAGCUUUCACCGCCGAGUUGCAAAAAGACGCGACUUUUUCAGAUCACACUGCGUUGCUUAUGGAACGACGCCGGGCAGAACGUGAGAACAAGCUGGGAGAGAAGCAAAAGAAGAAAAAGGUGAGCCUUUCCUCUGGACAUGCGAAGCACGGUGGAAAAAAGCGUCGAGCCGACGAGGUCCUUCAACUUUUUUUGAGGUGCCACAAUCGUAGCGUGCUAUUUGCUUACAAUGAACUGUAAAACAAGUGAAUUUCGUUGAUGCUUCCGUCGACGUCACAGUUUAAAUACUGUUUUUUUCAGGUGGACGGCGACGAGAACUCUGACGCCGAUCUACCCGUGCCUGGGCCGCAGGGAAAAUCGGCUUCGUCGAAUGAAGAAGAGGAACAAGUGUUGACGGGGUUUCGCCUGCAGUCUUCGAUUCCGCCACUUUUAGACGAGGAGGCCUUCAACUUGAGCGCGGCGGUUGCUUUCCCUGCCUUACCCGAUGGGCAGUCAGGAUACUUGAAAGAGCUUUCUUCAGGGGAAGAGAGCAGAUUUAGCAAGAAGGACGUCGAGGUGGAGAGAAAUAGACCGCCCACAGCGGGAGCAAAUAAAGAUAGUGUGGCUCCUUCUGUUCUUGCAGAGGCAAAAGAGGACGAUCAUGUCGGCAGCAAGCUACCGGUAGAAGAAGGCAUACCGGAGGACGAGUCAGGGACCACCAUGAAAGAGGACAACUACCCGGAGGACCUACCGCUGCAGAGCGGAAUGAACGUCGCGGAGGAGCUCGGGUUGUUCUCACCAAUCCAGGCCACGGAGGAGGACGUGGCGCUGGCACUUGCUGCGGAAAGCAAGAAGAGGACCGACGAGGAGAGCAGCAAGAAAAGUCGUCGGUCUUCGGGCGCUGUCAAGUUGCCCAGGCGCGCGAGUACUACUCCCUCAAGUUCCAGCAAAACGAGUUCGUCCGCCUCGAAGAAAAGUGCUAGCUCACCGGGCGGACAGAAAGAACGCGACAACAAACCUGUCGAGGAUGUUGCAGCUACGGCCGCGCACAAGGCACCGGCAAGGAUUGUGGAACAAGUCGAGGACGAGAGCGAUCAGGAUAGUCAACAAGGAACAAAUAUCUUGCUCGCGAAACUUACCGCCGCUGCCCGUAAGCAAGAAGUGCCGAUUGAGAGCGACCUGGAUACGUCAGAUGUAAACCUGCUGCCGAACUACUCAAUCGCAGAGGCGGUGGCAGACCAGCGGCAGGAGGCGUCUGAAGCAAUAGUGUCCGAGUUGCUUCGGGACCAAGCAGUGGCGUUUGGCGAUCGGAAGCAGCUGGAGCACGAGAAGACGGUGGUCGGGAAAAUGGAAACCAUUGCUCGUUUCCUCGUUGCGGCACAGAAAGAUCUGGCAGAUUGUGGAAAGGCGAUCCGGGCCAGUAGUACAAACAAGCACAGAAGUUCCAGUAGUCGCUCCAGGACGUGGUCUACAGCCGCAACGCUCGAAGUCUUGAACGAAAGCUGUGAGGCGGUGCAGGGGAAAAUGGACAGAUGGCGAUCGAGUAUGAAAAGCAAAGUAGAAGAACCACAUGAAAGUAGAGCCGGGAACGCAUAUUUUGAUGCGCAAUUGGUGCGUCUGGAGAAAAUCUUCGCUUCUUCGGAUAGCACAGAGCACCAGGGCACGCUUGUCGGCAUUCUGCAAAUGAUACAAGUCGUCGAGGGUUCGAAGCAGCUUUGGAAGGAUCUGCUGCAGGAAUCGCUGUCGGGGCAAAAGUACUCCCAAGCACGAAUCCUCGCGAGUUCCGAGAAAGCGAAUGCUGUGAUCGAUUUGGAAGCCAAAAAACUGGUCGAUGGGCUGCUGCAGCUUUACUGCGACCACACCAAGACGGUUCUGUCAACAUCGGGCGCCGCAAGUGCGUUGUCUUCAUCCGGGUCUACUCUGGUGCUGCCUGUAGGUGGUGGUGCGAAAAAUGGGUUAUUUUCGAUGCGAAAUUCCGUCUUGGAUCUCAGCAGCGAACUGCAGGAAGUAGGUGAAGAUCGCUCCAACACGGCGUCGCUCUUUGGCGGGAACAGCAAGUUUCUGGAGAACUUUGUUCAACAGUCUGGAGCAUCAGGCUCAGCCGCAGCUACUGAACGAGGGAAAGAACAACAAGGAGUGACCGAUGUGGUAUCUCCGACCGGCAACAGCGCGAGACCAGCAGAAAAUCUCGACAGCACCGCGCUCUUGUGUCUACAGAGCCCGCGACGGGCCAGCAAGAAGGACGCAAUCCGGAGACGCGAGACGGCUCGGCUGCAGGCCAGAUUGAUUGCGGUAGAGCGACUUGCAGGGGUGUUUGAUUGCGUCAUUGAAGACAUCAGUAAAUUUGUUAAGGAAGGGGGAGGCUCGGAUACCAGUACGAAGCAAAGGAAGAAGAAGAGCGCUGCAGGAACUACAUCACCAGUCGACGAGUAUGACCAAAGCUUUCUGCGCAGCGACUAUCUCAGGUCGGAAAGCACACAAAUCUGUGAGGACUUGCGCGCUUCCGCAGUGGACGUGUACCUGCGGCGGUCACGGCGCGCUUGGCACCGGUACGACCUUUUAAACGCCCCCGGGCGCCUGUCCACAUCGAACUCACCGGCACCGCAAAGGCGACGCUCGAGAGCGAGUGUGAUUGAGGAAGAAGAUUCCCCGCAGCAGGUUCCUCGCAUUCAGGAAACGAAGAAGGAGCCCGGGCCGCGAGAGCAAGUCUCACGACUGCACUCCGACCACGAGGCAGAACAGAGGUCUCCGAGUUACGCCCGCCACACGACCAGUCACUACAUCAAGCGCACCACUGUAGUUCCAUCUCCUGGCCGGAGUGCUGGAGGAAGCCGAAUCGGCUCACCCGUGCCACCACUGGAACAAGCCACUGAACAAGACUCGGAGAAAGUAGAGAGGCCGUCUGCGGUAGUGCCGCCGAUCAAUUCGAAGACUCCCAAGGAGCUGGAGCUAUCCUGGAUUGCGGAAGAGCGAAGCUACGUCCAGUUUCUGUUGAACGAUCUCGAGAGACAAAUCGGCGACAGCGAACGCGCCAAUGCGGCCUUGCAGUUCCGAACCUUUUUGUGGGCGCUGGUCCAGACUCUUUCAUCUUCUCAAGCUUCAGAAAUUACGAGUGGGACGGCCAAAACACCCAUCUUUGCCGAUGCGAUCUCCAGUUUUUCCUCUUCCCGUUCGCCCUCUCCUCCGCGCAGGAAGAUGGUGCCAGCGGUAUUGAACAUCGGAGGGGCGCAGUCGUCGACUGGAACCGCGAGAGCGUCCGCACGGGUGAAGCUACCCACACGGAUGAGCAGAGCCAGCAGAGCGGCCGCUUCUACUGAUGCGGAAGUUGUCCGCGUAGCGCUUGAGGCUUUGAAAGCCGCCGUGUUCCGCCCGUUGAUCGUUCGGAGGCGGCGCAUCUCCGGCGGCAGUGUCUCUAUGGUUGGCGUGGUCUCUCCUCCGAAAACCAGAGUGGAAUUAUUCCGAUUGAUCCUGUUUGAUUACGUGCCCCUUAUCGUCGCUGCGCACAACGAGGACACGGGGUGUGACGCCUUCGCUGGCGCUACGCACUGUCUUGAGACCUUCGCGAGCGCCUUCGUCGUGUUUGACGAAAGCGUGGAGGAAAGCAAGACCCGUGUCCAGCAAUACGCCGCGGCUGCGCGCCGGAGCCAGAACGAGCCAAAGGUGGGGUUUCGUCCGGGCGGGCGGUCCACCGUGAGCAGCCGCAGUGCGAACGCCGCUUUGCUGGGGCAUUUCGAAGACCACCACGAGUCUCGCUCGGUGUAUUUCGCGACGAAAACGGAGCGGCUCACCGAGAAAAUGUCGAGGAAGUCCUGCCGUCUCCAGCCCGGCAGAAGGUCUAGCUACAAGUGGGCGGGCGGCGUUCUGUCUCCGCGGGAGGUGGGUGACGAGAGGACGAGCAAGGGCGGACUGUCGCUUUCUGCGGCGUUAUCCGCGGACGAGUUCUCGAUGUUGUCGCAAGAAAGCCCACCUGGAAGGGAGGACGUCGAGAUCGAACCUCCAGCAGGAAAUAAAGGGAAAAACGCCGUCAAAGAAGAAACAAACGCCUCCGUAGUGUCAGCACGAAGCAAAAAAUUUUCCAGCACGCCAAUUACAUCUCGACUUCGCGCACAAGUGCCACAAGCGCCGGAACAAGGUGACAAUUACCCGCGCUCGUCUAAAGGAAGCUCCUUAACGGAAGUGCUUCUAGAUCGGUACCGUGAUCGUCGAAAAGGCACAUCAACACGAAGUGGUCCUACAUCGCGAUCGCAAGUUGGCGCUGGCCCUUCCGCCCCUGCUGCUGUUGCACGCGGAGCCGCGGAUCGCGGGAACAAGCAAGCAACUCCAGGCAGCGGGAAGAAAAACGUUGCUGCCGUCGGUCGUGAUCCCUUCGCAGGCGACGAGGAAGACCUUUCCUUUGCGUUCUUUACUCCUGGGCUGUUGGAGAACACCCCCGGAGAAGAUCUUCCCGGAGGAGGAGCCGACGCAGCACAAGGUCGAGCGGCUACGGCACGACAACCGCACCAAGGUGCGUCCGCGUCGUCUUCUAGUCAGCCGCGCGGCUUCUUCGAAGCGGCUGUGUUGCGGAGAACGCAUCUCGACCUGGUUAACCAGUCAGAUUUGGAGGACGAGCCGGGACGAGACACAUUCACGGGAUCUUCAAGAAACAAUCCAGUCGUUCUCGUCGCGGACACGACCGAUCUGCAAGCGAAUGAUUCGUUUCUGUCCUUCGUGGACGCAAGUAGCCCGGCUGUCGCUGUUGCUCCUUCCCCCGAACACAACGCGGUGAAUACUGUGACGACGCACAAAAUAAGCAAGAAGCAGCUGCUCUUUUACACCCCAGAAAUGAUUUUCGACGAAGGGAGUCACCAGAGUUCCUCAUCCGAGCAAGACCACACCGAGCACGAUCAUUUGCGCUCGUACGUUGCUGCAUUCCCGAGCACGACAUCAGAGGACGAACAGCUCAGCGGUGGUGCGCGCAAUCCGAAGUCGUCGACCUCGUCGUCUUCGAGACGAGGUGGCAGUGCACAGGUGCAGCAAGUAGAAAAGGCAGAUGCGCCGCAAAUGGGCGAAACCUUUCCCAUUUCGUCCGCGUCGGAUGAUCAAAGGAGUGAAGUGGCGCCAACAGUAGAACCGGUGCUGUUGGUAGGUGAAAGCUUCACGCAGGGCAAAUCCAACAACAUUGGCAUUCUGCAUUUACCAGAUCCAGUGCCGCCCUCACUGCUAGACAACAGAGUUCGAAGAUCUCCUGUUGUCAGCGACACCGCGCGACCACAAGAGUUUGGUCAUACUGGUGUCGGCGCGAAUCGUGCGAGAAUCAUCAGUCGGCAUCCUGUGGUCUUGGUCGAUUCAGCACCUAGUUCUGCUUCCGCCCGCCUACUGCCUCCGCCACGAGAAGUCGAUGAUGUGAAGGGGGAGGUGGACGAAUUGAAGAAGCAGCCAGUGACUGUCAAUACGCCAACUGGCCCUCGACAUCGGGAGAAGCAGAUCUGGACUGGCCGGGAUCAGACCACUCGAGCGACGCUAUCCGUGUUACCCAAUAUGGCCGCGAGGAGUAGACGUGGAAGUGUCGACGUCGAAGAUCUAAAUCCCCAUCAGGACCUCCUACUGGAGCUUUACGAGAAGAAUCAGAUACGGUCCACUCAGGUACUCAGGCGGUAUAGUACACAGCAGUUAGAUUACGAUAACUGUCAAUAUGAAUAUCCUCAAUGUUAGUUAGUUUGUCACCCCGCUCCCGCCAGCUUGUAUUCUUUCGUUUGUCCGAUAUUAUGAUUCAUCUUGUCUUUAUCGAACGCGAAGCUCAAAGUUUUACUACCAACAAACAAGGUCAAGGGCAAGCCUGUCGUACCGUUCGCUAGUAGCUCGCGGAGAUUUUCCAUGUCCAGCGAGAUGAACGAGGGGCACCGCGGUAGUUCCCCGACCAAGAAGCGAGCCAGGGUGCAAAGGAGCGCAGCGUCGAACAAAAGCGUCGACAGUCGAAGUCCCAAAAAGAGUCGAUACGCCUACCGCGGUGAACAACACCAGGCCGAUCUGUCGGAGCAGCUCAUGCUUUUGUCUCGAUCUUCCCAGCACAUGAACACAGGAGCAUCUUUAUCCAUGACCCCUGGUAGCUCAAAGCCAAGCUUGAGGACCGCUCGGAGUGGUGGAAAUAAAAAAGCUGGCGCCAAUGGUGCCACAGCUGCGCGUACAAACCUGGGGAGAAGUCUACCUUCGCCGACGGAUUCCAACAACACCUGGACAGCAGCUUCAUCCACAACUCCGUUUUCCACCUCCACCUCUCCCUUCGGCGACCGGGCCCCGGAAGACGUUUUGCGCCAGAAGGUCGUUCGCGGCAAGGAUUUCUUGGUCGCGCAAGGAACCGGGGGGGAAAUAUCCCGGACCGCUUCGGAGCUGAAUUCUACCGGAGGUGGAGCAACAGCAAGCAGAAGUACCGGCACAGCAAACAAAAACCAGACGAGGUAUGUAAAAAAUGCAACGUCGCACUCCUACUACCCAAAACAUCUGCAACAUGAACGAAAGUUACAAAAUUUCACGCGCUUCUAAUGGCGUCUUCAGGUAUCGAUGUUAAUAGAUAAUGUUAUAUGUUUUCGAUCAUCUGUAGCAUUUUGAUUUUCCGACGCCAGCACUAGAGCGUUUUCUUCUACCAGUAACUUCGCGUACGAGCACCAGCAAGAUGAAAUGAAAGAAUCACACUGAAUCACGAUGACGCGCUCCUAAUUGAAAAACUUUAAAACUUCCGAUGAACAAUAGUGAAAGCGAACGAGCAGCGCUGUCGCCUCGAUCGAUUUCUACUUAGAUAACAAACUGUUUCGAAUCGUUUCCAAAAUUUUAAGCUCGUAUGUAUGAACAAGUUGAAAAAUCUGACUUCGGCGUGACGACGACGCAACUCCCAGCAAAUUCUGUACAAUUAAAAUGCACUUGUAAAAUGAUGCCGACUUCUAUGUGGUCAAAU